GAUGUCACUUGAUGUAAAUGUACAAUCACAGAAAUAAGCAUGGCUAACCUGUUCUCUAAUAAACAAUAACAUUGGCAGUUAUUUUUGUUGAUAAUUAAUGAAUAUCAAUCAAGUAUUUAAAAAUGUGAUUAUCAAGUGCUGUGUCUUAUUAAUUGGAAUUAAUUUUUAGAAAUUAUGUUUUGGAACUGUAGUGUUUGGAGUUGUCAGUCUGAUCUGUCAACACAAAUUGACGGUCGGCAGAUAAAAUUUUAUCCAUAUCCAAAAGAUAAAAGCUUACAGGACCAUUGGAAGAAUGUUUGUAAGAAAGUUUCGCACGUUAAAGAUAACAAUUUCUUUCGAUUAUGUGAAUUGCAUUUUGAAAAACGAUAUAUUACAAGGGAUUUGAGAUUAAAGCCCAGAGCGAUUCCGACUAUUUUUGAUCUUCCAAAUAAGAGAAAGUUUCAACAAACUCCACAAUCUGGUAAACGUAAAUCUAAAGGUCCGCCAACUAAAAAAAUCAAAGAAGAACCAAAUUCUUCUUUAGAAGUGAAUCAAGAUUCUUCAUUGCUUGAUAAAAAGGACAAAAAGAAAUCUCAAAAGUCGUCAAUGAUCACUCCGACUGUAAAUAAUUUGCGAAAAACAUCAAUAGACUCAAAGAAAAUUGUUCGUUAUCGAUUGGUAAUUGAUAUUGAAAAAAUCCAGUCAACUGUACAAAAGAAUGGCGAAAAUAUAAAUGAAAAUCAGAAAAGUGUCGUGAAACAUUUUAGUGAUGCAAGUGAAAAGAGAAAAAGAAAAGAGGAAAAAGAAGAAGAAGAAGAAAAAAAAAAAGAAGCAGAACAAGCAGAUCAAGAAGAAGGCAAAGAGGAAAAAAUAAUAGAUAAAAUUGAAAUAGAAGACGAAGAAAAUUUCGAAUACUUUGAUUUUGUACCUGAAACGAAUCGGCAUACACAAGAAAAUUCAAAUGACUAUCAAAAGGAGGAAAAACAGGACGAAAAUUUAAGGUUUUUGGGUCAAAAUUCAAAAAACGAAUCAUAUCAAAAUAGUUUACAAUCUUCAGAUUCUUCUCUCGAUGAAGAGGAUUAUGAAGCGGAGUAUUUAAAAUUUUCUGACGACGAAGACAAAUUAAAACCCUCAAAUGCCUCUUAUCGAAAAGAAGAAUAUUUAGUAUUUUCCAACCAAAGUGAGACAGAAGAGAUUGUAGGAGAGAUUAAUGAGGAUAGAUUGCAAACUUCUUUACACAAAGACGCUGAAGAAGAAUUUAUGAUAAUUUCUGAUGAUGACGAGACAAUUGAAACGAAUCAAAAGAAAUUGCAAACUACUCCCCAACAAGAAGAUAGAAAAAAAUAUUUUUUUUCCAAUUCCAAUAAACAUUUUCUGCAAAAUUCAAAUCAAGAAGACCACCGAGAAAAAAUAAACAAACACGACGAUGAAGAAGAAGAAGAAGAAGAAGAAAUGGAAGCAGAGUAUUUAAUAUAUUCCGAUAAUUCUGAAACGAAUGAAAAUAUUACAGAACCACGGAAUAAUUCUCAAGAAAUAAAAUCCAGUGAUCUUCCAACAAAUUCCACGGAUAAACGUUGCAAAAAAGGAUGCGCAUUGAAAAAAGAAACAUGCGAUAAAAAUACCCAAUUCCGUUGUAUAAAUUGCAAUAAUAUCUAUAACGUGACAAAUAAAUCCAAUCAGGAAAUAUCCAAUUCAAUUUAUUGUUUAGACAAGGAAAUAGAAUUUAUCCCUCACUCAACAAAAUUAAUUCUCUCAGAAUCGAAAGUAUCAAUGAAACUACUUGCGGAACAUUUGAUAUUUACAAAUAAUGGAAAUAUUCAACCUUGCGGUGGUAAUUGUGAAUUGACAAGAAUAAUUUACGAUAAUUCACAAAAUUAUAAAUGCGAAAAAUGUGGUAAUAUUUAUCGAAAUUCGAUACAAAGUGUUGUACAAUUACCAUAUUCAGACGACGAGUCGGUUAUUAAAUUUAACGAUAUUUACCCAGAUAUCGAUGACUGUGAUGAUUCUGAAGACGACGAUGUCUCGUCAAAUUUUUGGGAUGACGAUUCUGCAUCAGAUGCUGUUGAUGUUAGUAAAGAAGAUUUAUCAGAAACGGAACCAUUGAAAGAAAAGAAAAAAAAUCAUCUAAAUGACAAAAAUAUUACAAAAAAAACUGAAUGUAAAAAUGGUUGUCAAUUCACAAAAAUAACUUUGAAUGGUGGUACAAUUAUCAAGUGUAUCAAGUGCAAGAGAAAUUACGAAUUGGAGGAGAAAAAUAAAUUGGAAAUAAACUUAUUAAAAAUAUCCGACGAGGUGUUGCAGAAGUAUGAAGAUAAACUAUCAAAAGAGGAAAAUAAUGACGAGAAAAAAAUAGGAAAGACUAAGAAAAGAGCGAAAGAUUUACUUAAAGCUCUACAGGAUAAGACGAAAAAUGUUAACGAUAUGAUGAGAGUAUUAAAAAAUUCGAAAAAAGUCUCUAAUUUAUUGCAAAUGCAAAAGGAAAAAAUCAGGAAAACUGCAAAUUUGAGUAGUAAAUUGAAAAAUAAACAGGAUUUAUCAAACGUGGGAAAUAAAUCGAAAGAAAUAAAAAAUUUGUUGCGAACAUCAAAUAGUCAGAAGGAAAAGAAAACAGAAGUGCCAAAGAAUGAAUUAAAGAAGAAAAUAGAUGGGAAAUUGGAGAAAAUUGAGAAGAAGGAAGAGGCGAAGACUAUUGAGAAAAAAGUGGAGAAUCAAAUAAAAAUUACGAAUAGUAUUUGUCUGGUGAAUGAAAUAAUUGAUUUGGAAGAGGAAAAUGUAGAAAAUUACCCUUGUGAUAUUUGCGAUUUACCAUUUGAAACUAGGGAUUUGGUGAAAGAUCAUAUUUUCACGAUGCAUGGCAUUAAACCUGAAGUGCUUUGGGCUCCUUUUGAAACUCCUGAUUGUAAAUCAAUUUCCAUCGAAAACCAAUCGAGGAAUAUGGAUCCACCACAGGAGACAUUGGAAAAUUCAUUAUCACCAAAAGUCGAGGAGGAAAAAUUGGAAAAAUUUCCCUGUAACAAUUGUGAAUUGAAAUUUUCCACAAUGGACGAAAUUAAUGUGCACAAAGAGAUUCAUUUGGAAAUGCCAGUGAAGGAAAUGAAGUGUAAUAUUUGUGAAGAAAUUUUUAUAGACAAUAACUUAUUUCGAGUUCAUUUACGUGAACACAUUGCACACUCAUAAAUGCCAACAAUAUUCUAAAGCAUUUAUCGAUUAAUUAUUAUUACAAACUCAAUGCAAUGUCAUGAAGUUUACUACAUUAUUCAACAUUAAAUUAAUUCCAAAUUUAAA
Messenger RNA from Leptopilina heterotoma, 3264 nucleotides. RefSeq lists its product as uncharacterized. Bases 175 to 3156 code for a protein of 993 amino acids. Gene Ontology annotation, molecular function: RNA polymerase II cis-regulatory region sequence-specific DNA binding; DNA-binding transcription factor activity, RNA polymerase II-specific. The transcript is spliced from 5 exons. Gene Ontology annotation, biological process: regulation of DNA-templated transcription. Lineage: Eukaryota; Metazoa; Arthropoda; Insecta; Hymenoptera; Figitidae. The record is from RefSeq and is a predicted model, not a curated record.